Molecule: messenger RNA, 4805 nt
Organism: Xiphias gladius (swordfish)
Lineage: Eukaryota; Metazoa; Chordata; Actinopteri; Istiophoriformes; Xiphiidae
Gene: xpo4
Product: exportin 4
Exons: 24
Coding region: 1-3480 (1159 amino acids)
Biological process (GO): protein export from nucleus
Cellular component (GO): cytoplasm; nuclear pore
Molecular function (GO): nuclear export signal receptor activity
Source: RefSeq, a predicted model, not a curated record
AUGGCGCGUCAUUGGAGAGGGACGAUGAUGGCGGCGGUCGGUGCACCAGAAGUGAUCACACAGCUGGAAAGCGCUGCCAAAGUUUUAAUGGCACCGCCGUCCAUGGUCAGCACAGAACAGAGGCAGCAUGCUGAGCACGUAUUCCUCUCCUUCAGGAAGUCCAAAUCCCCUUUUGCCAUCUGCAAGCACAUCUUAGAGACCAGUAAGGUGGACUAUGUGCUGUUCCAGGCAGCCACAGCCAUCAUGGAGGCCGUUGUGCGGGAGUGGAUCCUGCUGGAGAAGACCAGCAUCGAGUCGCUUCGGACAUUCCUCCUCACCUACGUCUUACAGAGACCCAAUCUGCAGAAGUAUGUCCGCGAGCAGAUCCUGUUGGCGGUGGCGGUCAUCGUGAAGAGGGGCUCUCUGGACAAAUCUAUCAACUGCAAAAGCAUCUUUCACGAGGUCGGGCAGCUCAUAAGCAGCGGGAACCCCACAGUGCAAACGCUGGCCUGCUCCAUCCUGACGGCUCUGCUCAGCGAGUUCUCCAGCUCCAGCAAGACCAGCAGCAUCGGCCUCAGCAUGGAGUUUCACGGCAGCUGCAAGCGUCUGUUUCAGGAGGAGGGCCUGCGUCAGAUCUUCAUGUUGACCAUGGAGGUGCUGCAGGAGUUCAGCCGCCGAGAAAACCUCAACGCCCAGAUGUCGUCUGUCUUCCAGCGCUACCUGGCUCUGGCCAACCAGGUCCUCAGCUGGAACUUCCUGCCCCCCAAUCUGGGGCGCCACUACAUCGCCAUGUUCGAGGCCACGCAGAACGUCACGCUCAAGCCUACGGAGUCCUGGAGGGAAGCGCUGCUGGACACCCGCGUCAUGGACCUCUUCUUCACCGUACAUAGGAAGAUUCGGGAGGACUCGGACAUGGCCCAGGACUCGCUGCAGUGCCUGGCCCAGCUGGCCUCCAUGCAUGGGCCCAUCUUCCCCGACGAGAGCGCCCAGGUCUCCUACCUGGCUCACCUGGUGGAGGGCCUGCUGAGCAUGAUCAACGGGAUUGAGAUCGAGGACUCGGAGGCAGUGGGCAUCUCCAAUAUCAUCUCCAAUCUGAUCACCAUGUUCCCUCGAAGUAUUUUAACAGCGCUGCCCAGCGAUCUCUUCACCUCCUUCAUCAACUGCCUCACGUUGCUCACCUGCUCGUUUGGACGCAGUGCUGCCCUUGAAGAGGUGCUGGACAAGGACGACAUGGUUUACAUGGAGGCCUACGACAAGCUGCUGGAGUCCUGGCUAACGCUCGUCCAGGACGAGGAGCAUUUUCCUCGUGGCUGCUUCGUCCAGCCGGCGAUCCAGGUCUUCAACUCGUAUAUCCAGUGUCAUUUGGCUGCUCCUGACGGCACACGCAAUCUGUCAGUGAAUGGCAUAUCGUCUCAUGAGGAGGAAGAGAUCAAUGAGCUGCAGGAAGAUGACAGGGAGCUUUUCUCAGAUCAGCUGUCCAGCAUUGGCAUGCUGGGGCGUGUGGCUGCUGACCACUGUAUUCCCCUCCUCACAAGCCUGCUGGAGGACCGGGUGACACGGCUGCACGGUCAACUCCAGAGGACACAGCAGCACCUCAUGGCCUCAUCCGACCCCGGAUCAGUGGACCGCAAAGUCCUGGAUGACCUCUACGAGGACAUCCACUGGCUCAUACUGGUCUCAGGGUAUCUAUUAGCAGACGACCCUCAGGGGGAAACUCCGCUGAUCCCCUCAGAGGUGAUGGAGUUCUCCAUCAAACACUCGACGGAGGUGGACAUCAACACGACGCUGCAGAUCCUGGGCUCACCGGGAGAGAAGGCCUCGUCCAUACCGGGCUGCAACCGCACAGACUCGGUCAUCAGGUUGCUGUCAGCGGUGCUGCGGACGUCAGAGGUGGAGUCCAGGGCGUCGAGAGCGAGCCUGACAGAGCUGCUGAGCCCGCAGAUGGGAAAGGACAUCGUGUGGUUCCUUAGACGCUGGGCCAAGACGUACCUGUUGGUGGACGAGAAGCUCUACGAGCAGAUCAGCAUGCCCCUGAGCACAGCGUUUGGGGCGGACACAGAGGGGGCCCAGUGGAUUGUGGGAUAUCUUCUGGAGAAGGUGAUCAACAACCUGUCCGUGUGGAGCUCAGAGGCUGAGUUGGCCAACGACACGGUGGAGCUGCUGGUGACGCUGGUGGAGAAGAGGGAGAGGGCGAACAUCGUGGUGCAGUGUGAGAGCUGGUGGAACCUGGCGAAGCAGUUUGCCAGCCGCAGUCCGCCUCUCCACCUGCUGUCCAGCUCCGUGCAGAGGUCUCUGAUGAAGGCUCUGGUCCUCGGAGGCUUCGCACACAUGGACUCUGACACCAAACAGCAAUACUGGGCCGAGGUGCUUCACCCUCUUCAGCAGCGUUUCCUCAACCUCAUAAACCAGGAGAACUUCGCUCAGAUCAGCCAGGAAGAAGCCGUGAAACAGGAAAUCGUCGCCACGUUAGAGGCGCUGUGCGGCAUCGCAGAGGCGACGCAGAUAGACAACGUGGCCUCGCUCUUCUCUUUCCUCAUGGACUUCUUGUCCAGCUGCAUCGGCCUCAUGGAGGUUUACAGCAACACGCCCGAAACAAUCAACCUCAUUAUCGAGGUUUUUGUGGAAGUGGCUCACAAGCAGAUCUGCUACCUGGGCGAGACUAAGUCCAUGAAGCUGUACGAGGCGUGUCUGACGUUGCUGCAAGUCUACUCCAAAAACAACCAGAGCAGGAAGCGAAGCGACGCCACAGCCGAGGAGGACCAGUACCAGGACCUGCUGCUCAUCAUGGAGCUCCUCACCAACCUGCUGUCCAAAGAGUUCAUCGACUUCAGCGACACGGACGAGGUGUUUCGAAACCAAGACCAGGGAACGCCAGCUUCCAAUAGGACAGUAUCAGCAGCAGAUGUGGUUCUUUAUGGCGUCAAUAUUGUUCUUCCACUCAUGUCUCAGGACCUGCUCAAGUUCCCCUCUCUGUGUAACCAGUACUACAAGCUCAUCACCUUCAUCUGUGAGAUCUUCCCAGAAAAGAUCCCACAGCUGCCGGAGGACCUCUUCAAGAGCCUCAUGUUCUCCCUGGAGCUGGGAAUGACCUCGAUGAGUUCAGAGAUCAGCCAGCUGUGUUUGGAGGCUUUGUCUCCUCUGGCUGAACAGUGCGCCAAAAACCAGGAGAAAGACACGCCCCUCUUCAUCGCCACCCGUCACUUCCUCAAGUUGGUGUUUGACAUGCUGGUCCUGCAAAAACACAACACAGAGAUGACGGUGGCGGCAGGAGAGGCUCUUUACACGCUCGUGUGCCUGCACCAGGCGGAGUACUCGGAGCUGGUGGAGACUCUGCUCUCCUCUCAAAGAGACGCCGUCAUCUACCAGCGGCUGGCCGACGCCUUCAACAAGCUGACGGCCAGCAGCACGCCGCCCACCAUGGACCGAAAACAGAAGGUCGCCUUCCUCAAGAGCCUGGAGGAGUUCGUGGCCAACGUGGGCGGCCUGCUCUGCGUGAAAUAACCACUGGAAAACCGCCUCCGCCUCGAAUCAUCGUUUUGAAAAGCAACCAAUCAGAGAGACCCCCCACCCCCACCCCACCCCACCCCACCCCCGCUUCAUCCCUAUGAACUAUGGGUAGAGGAGACAGCUCCUGAGGACCUCUCUGUCUCUGCACCUGCAGGGGAAUCCAUCUCAUAUCUGAAUGUUGACCCUGUUUACACCUCCUGGGAUUUCUUUUUAGUCCCCCCCCCCCAAAAUCCCACCCUUCUAACUUGAUUGACAGACUUGAUGAUGAUGAUGAUGAUGUGGUAACCAUGGAGACUGAACUCCUGCCCUGUUGGACUGAAGCGACGGAGCGCUGACCAACAUGACGACGAGAGGCGGAGCAGCGGCUGAUGUUGAAGGGGUCGUCCUCCCCCUCCACCUCCUCACGUGCCUGGAGGCCGCCGGAGCGUGCGCGCGCACGUGUACGCACGCACGCGCGCACACACACACACAGUUACAUUGAGGGAUAACAGGUUGCUGUUAUUGAAAAGUGAAGGAGAAGUUUUUUCCAGUGUGAGGUUUUGCAGAUGAAGAUAUCGGAGGGGCCUUGGCAACACACACACACACACACUCGUCAUUUUAACAGUUUCAACUCUGCCACACACACACACGUCGCCCCAAUCCUUCCCAGAGUGCCUUUGUUUUGUUCAUCGUUCUGUGUUUGUGUGUGUGUGUGUGUGUUUUUGUGUGUGAAUUAUGUCCUACAUCUACUGACAACAAAUUUCGACUGUGCCUGCCGUUCGCCAAAAAAAUGCAGCAGAUGCACGCACUCACAAACACACACACGCAGACACGAACACGCACGUGCACACAACGUUCACACACGUGAAAUGUUGCCAUGACGACAGAGGUAUAGCCGGCCCGGCUGUCUUUGGGCUUGCUGAACCACACAGCACAGGAGGGCGUUUGUUGUUUGUUUGUUGGCGAUGACAGAAAACCAAAAUCAGAUUGUGUUUCACUAAAGGGUGUACACAUAUAUAUAUAUCUAUAUAUAUAUAUAUGUGUGUAUAUAUAUGUUUUCAAACCAGAAACCAUGAGAAAUGUGCAUUCAAAGAAAAAAACAAAACAGACUGAAAUGUUUUUAUAUGCCAGUUGGCGGCAGGAAGAGUCGCAUGAGUUCAACGUAUGAAUUCAGCUAAAGAGGGAGCAACUUUUGUCUGUUUUGACCUUUUUGCAGUUUGAUAUUUUGGAUUGUAGUAUUAUGUUGCAGCCCCCUCCCUCCGGACGGACGUAGGCCCGCGAGACGGAUCGAGGCCUCUAAACUUUAGCAGAUUAAUAUCGGUAGUGGUUUUUUUUUUUUU